Messenger RNA from Prorocentrum cordatum, 636 nucleotides. The record is from the annotation of a GenBank genome assembly. NCBI's taxonomy places the organism in Eukaryota, Dinophyceae, Prorocentrales, Prorocentraceae.
CGCGGCGCGGACAACGUCGCCGCGUGGCUCGGCCGGUGCGUCGACUACGUCUAUGGUUUGCUGUUCUACCCCCCCUUCGCUGACCACUUCGCCCGCGUCAUCGACUACAAGGGAGGUUCGCGAGAGCGCCUUCGUCGGCGCGAGGCGGAGGAUAUUUGCGUGGCUGGCUACUAUGGCAGCGCUAUCUCUCGUGGGCGUCUACGUCAAGAGCGGCUCGGCGCACUGCCCGCUCCGACGAGCGAGAUCGUGAAGCUGCUGGUGAAGCUCUCCAAGCAGCGCUAUGACAUGCUCAACUGGCGUCCCGAUCCGUCCCGCGUGCCGAUCGACUUGCGCGACCGCUUCUUGUCUUGGGGAGGGCGCGGUGGCUCUGAGAUGCGGGGCAGAGACAUGAUAAGGGUCCCCGCGCCGAACGCUCAGAUCGCCAACCGGGUCGCCGCGCGAGGCUUCACCGUCGACGACCUGGAGCUGGACCCGAACUCGUCACAGGGCGCUUGCCCGCCCAACGAGACUGAGGUGCACCAGCAGCCUGGCACGCAUGCGGGCGACUACCCGUUCCCGACAGAUUCUGACUCGGCGACCAUGGAAGAAAUGCAAGCCGGAAAUGUUCAAGCGCUGCCGCCGCCUGCCAUUUGUGAG